Messenger RNA from Dentiscutata erythropus, 648 nucleotides. Lineage: Eukaryota; Fungi; Glomeromycota; Glomeromycetes; Diversisporales; Gigasporaceae. The record is from the annotation of a GenBank genome assembly.
AUGGCAAUAAAGCUAAAGAAAAUAAAUACUUACUAUCAAGAAUCAGCAGAGAUGGAAUGUAUUAAUAAAUCUAGCUACAAAGAUAAAAUAAAUAUCAAAAAAAAAAAAAUUCUAGUAGAUUACCAAAAAUUUGCUGAAAUAGAUUAUAUUGAUGGAAUUAAAGUUAAAAGCAAUUAUAUAAUACUUACUAAUUAUCAAGAGCUACAGGAAUCCAGAAAAAUAUCUCAAUUUGGUUCUAGGCAGCAUAAUAGAAUAGGCAUUAAAAUAGAUAAAGAAGACUCCAAAUUAGACAAAGAACCCAAUUAUGAAAAGGUGCUUAUUUAUUAUCAAAAACCUGUAAGUAUAGCUCAUAAUGAUGAUACAAAAAACACAGAGAAUUAUUGUCAAAUUGAAGUCAAAGAAGACAAAUAUAAAAAAGACAUAAAUGAAGCAAGCUCUGAAUUAAAGGAUAGAUCUGAUUAUAGUACUAUAGCUUUGAAUAUGAUUAAUAGUUACCUUAAAGAACCCAGAAAUGCUGUUAAUAAGAAGACUUGGUAUCUUUGUAAUAAUUGGUUAGGCUUAAAUGAUGGUAAAAAAUUUAUAUCUACUAUCAAAGAAGUCAAAUUUAAAGAAAUAAAAAAAUUAGACAAAGAAAACAAUCCUGAUUGA